UAAAGGGAACGAGCAAGGGCCAAGGGGCCGCUUCAAGGUCAACUCAAUUCUACUACUACUACUUCACCUCUUGCGGUAUUGAUAAUCAAGUACGAUAGUGGCAAAAUAGGUAUUACGGUUAUUAAGUACGUACUUAAUUGAGAACCAGGUAAUUGACGCCAGUUUCAACUGUCUUGAUAGGGUUACUAAGUAUAACUACCUUUGCAAUGUCAAAACCGAAGGUUCUAAUAACUCGUGCAGAUAUUCCCAAGAAGGCUCUUGAUAUGCUGAGUGAAAAAUGUGAACUGGAAAUGUGGCCAAAGAACUUUCCAAUGCCUCGUGAUGAAUUGCUUAAGAAGGUUUCAGGAAAAGAUGCUCUAUUUUGUCUCCUCACCGACAAGAUUGAUAAAGAACUUUUAGAUACAGCAGGUCCAAACCUAAAAAUCAUUGGUACUAUGUCAGUUGGCCAUGAUCACUUAGAUUUAUCUGAAAUAAAAAGUCGUGGAAUAAAGGUUGGAUAUACACCAGGUGUCUUAACAGAUGCAACAGCAGAACUUACUGUUGCUCUAUUACUGGCAACAAGUAGACGAUUGUUUGAAGCUCAUGGCGAAUUGCUCAAUGGUGGUUGGGGAAAAUGUGCUUGGUCACCGCUGUGGAUGAAUGGAUGGGGACUUAGUGGAUCCACAGUAGGAGUAUUUGGCUUUGGAAGAAUAGGACAAGCUGUCGUAAGACGUCUCCUAGGGUUUGGUGUUAAGAGAUUCAUUUAUACAAGUCGUUCUCCUAAGAAGGAAGGUAAUGAACUUGGUGCAUCACAUGUGUCCUUUGAUGAGCUGUUGAAGGAAUCAGACUUCAUAAUAAUAACAUGUGCUCUUACUGAUGAAACUCGGGAAAUUUUCAAUGAAGAUGCUUUUGCAAAAAUGAAGAACUCUUCUAUUAUUGUAAAUACUGCUCGUGGAGGGGUGAUAAAACAAGAUGCUCUUAUUAAAGCACUGAAGACUGGUCAGAUUAGAGCAGCUGGACUAGAUGUUAUGACACCAGAACCACUUCCUACAGAUCAUGAGCUGAUUAACACUCCUAAUUGUACCAUAAUUCCACACAUUGGCAGUGCUGAAGUUACCACAAGAGAAGGAAUGGCUACUCUUACAGCUGCUAACAUUAUUGCUGGACUAGAAAACAAACCUAUGCCAGAAAACCUUUGUUGAUUCUUGUUGAAAGUAUUUAAAUAUAGUUUUUAUUAUUGUUCAAGUGACUACACACUUGGUGUUCUUUGAGAAUUUUUGUUUACUGCAAAUUGUCGUACAAUUUCUAAGAUUGUCAUGUGUUUUUAUUUGUGGAGGACUUAAAAGUGGCUGAGCUAAAUCUAAAUUUUAAUAUGAAUAUUUGAUUUUAUAUUUUUCUGUAAUUUCCAGAUUGGUAAUUAUUCAAAAUCCUGAUUGUAGAUGAGGUUUUGAGGCACAGCCCUAGGACCUUUGUGGAAUCACUAUUGGCUCUAUAUCAUCUAGAAAAUAUUCAAGUGCAUGCUUCAGUAUGGGGUCUUUGUUACUUAUCAGAAACCAGAACCCCUAAGCAUCUUUAAGUAGCUAAUGAAUUCCAGAUUGUUGAAGGCAUUUUGCUUUUUAAGGAUUUUUUCUUGGAUUGUGGGAUUUCAUCUCAAGUUGUAUUGUGAAAGUGUAAGAAGACUGUAGUCAAUUCCAAUGAGUCUGGCAGCCAAGUGAUUCCAAGCAUCUGAUGAUUGCAUACAAACAUUGGUCUGUAUUGUUAUUUCAUUGGCCAAAUAUUUGGGCAGCAGUGACAAAUACACGUACAUAUUGUCAAUUAUAGUUGUUUUAGUUUUAAAGACAAUACAUAGUUGAGUUUUAAUUUUAUUACUGUUCCAGAUAGUUUUUUUUUUUUAAUUCAUUUCACAAUAUUUUUUUUUAUUUACUUCUGGAAAUGUAACUUCAAGUGUAUGAUCUGCUUUCUUCUUAUUGCCUCCAUAUUCUGCCAUUCAAAUGAUACCAGCUCUUUCUUAUGGUAAUAUAUACUGAGUCUGACACAUUUAUAAUCAGUUGGCUGCAAGGGUAUGAUAGAGUUUAUUAAUUAUUGUUGUGUUUGAGUUGGCCAUCAUCAUAAUGGCACAAUCUCUUGCUCCUAAAGUAGCCCGUAUCAGUUAACAAGAGGAUCUGUUCCUAGUUCUUUUGGAUUUCCUUUUUUCAGUCUUGUUACCAGUGUUGUUUACACUGGAUUCAUUUCAUCCCCCUUGCAUAUUUUGUCUUCUUGUGGAAAAGUCAUAUUCCAGUCUUCUACCCCCACAUUUUGGUUUUCCUUUUGUAUGAGGUGAUUUUUUUUUAUUUUUACUUGUGUAAUUCAAACUGUUUCUAAUUUGUGGGGCUCAAAUGUGGCAUACUGAUGAUCAGUUUGGUGUAACCAAUGGUGGUGAUACUUCCAUUAACUGCACAAGACAAUAAGAUGGAGGGAUGCUUUGGAACUGAGAACAACCUAACCAGUUAGUUACCAGGACUUUAUGUAGUACUUUCAUGGCUUUUUCACUGAUAUUUCUUUCAGAUUUCUUCUGGCUGUAAAUACCAUAAAUAAGUCUCAGAACAUGAGCAAAAUAUAUACAAAAAAAGCUUUCAGAAUGAGUGGUCUUUACUUUUUCAUAAAAGUUUUUGGUUCAUUCUAGGUCAAACUUUUAUUUUGUCAGAAAUUUGUUUUCUGCACAAGUCAAUGUAGAGGCUACAUCAUAAUGUUACUGCAAUAAUUUUUUAGCAAGCCAAGAGUGAUACACAAAUUUAGUAAGUCAUCAUACAUGGCAGUGAUAUUGUUCAAAUCCUUUUUUCAUGCAUGUUAAUCUAAUUUAUGGGAGGUAUUUUCUUCAUUUUGGGUUUUUCAUGUGUUAAUUGUCUAGUCCUUAGGUUUCAUUAGCUUGAAGGCCAUUUCUGUGGUUUGGUGUUCUGUGAUUCCAUUUCUUUGGUUUGGUAUUCUUUAAUUAAGAGAUUGUGUCAUUUUGAAUUGGCUUCCAUUUCUAUAAGUUAUGUCCAGUUCUGAAGGUUAUGCUUUUUACAGUUUGUUUUUCCUACACUGUAUUGUGGAGAAUGGGGCCAGUCCACUGAGAGCCAAGUAAAUUAUAUUGGUAGUCUGUUUAAACUAAAUAAUAAGAAUAAAGUUGAGAUUAGGGAUAAUGAUCGCCUGUGGAAUUCAGUCGACACAUUAUAUAUUGAAAUGAUUGCUAUGCUGCACGUGAAUAUGUUGGCUGAUGAUAAUCUACAUGUACUAAAAAGACUAUACAUAUAGAAUUUAUAGUUUACAUGUAUUCCACUGAAACUCUUGUUCCUGAAACUUGCUGAGACAGAUCCUUGACUGGACUUGAUGCAUCAAAUAAUUUAGGUGGUUGCAAAUUAAGGUUCAGCCAUCAUUGUAAUAUUGCAAGUGGUAAUUGAGUUGGUGAAUUUGAGGAAAAUUUGUCUCUAAAAGGUAUAAGAAAUUACUGAAUGUAUUCAGUAACUACCUAUGCAGUAACAUAUGUACACUGUUGUGCAGUAACUUCUUGUAAGUUUCAUUUAAAAACCAAUCUGUGAUAAAGAUUACUAGUGAAUAAACUUAACGUGUGGUCACACUUCAAAAGAAAUGAUACUUUGCUAUAUCAAAUUGUACUCUGUUGGGAAGAAUCGUGGCUUGUAAAAUGUGUAAAUCAUGGCAUAUAAAAUGUGUAAGAAAGUUCAUUUGCAGCACAGUAAAUUUGUACAAUUUUUAA
Macrobrachium nipponense is the source of this 3712-nucleotide messenger RNA. Its product is annotated as glyoxylate reductase/hydroxypyruvate reductase-like. NCBI's taxonomy places the organism in Eukaryota, Metazoa, Arthropoda, Malacostraca, Decapoda, Palaemonidae. Gene Ontology annotation, molecular function: hydroxypyruvate reductase (NADH) activity; hydroxypyruvate reductase [NAD(P)H] activity; NAD binding. The record is from RefSeq and is a predicted model, not a curated record. The transcript is spliced from 9 exons. Gene Ontology annotation, cellular component: cytosol. Bases 207 to 1181 code for a protein of 324 amino acids.